Molecule: messenger RNA, 1570 nt
Organism: Trichogramma pretiosum
Lineage: Eukaryota; Metazoa; Arthropoda; Insecta; Hymenoptera; Trichogrammatidae
Gene: Fdx2
Product: adrenodoxin
Exons: 4
Coding region: 480-968 (162 amino acids)
Biological process (GO): positive regulation of oxidoreductase activity; P450-containing electron transport chain
Cellular component (GO): mitochondrion
Molecular function (GO): 2 iron, 2 sulfur cluster binding
Source: RefSeq, a predicted model, not a curated record
UGAAAUCAUCCACGAGCAUAACAAAGGAUUGCAAGUAUUUUUAGAUUCACGCCACCACCAUACGAGGAAAAACGAUUAGCAUGCCAAAAGAGAAAGUAUACGCAGCGGAGCCUCCUCGCUCCGCACUCUACCUGAUUCUCGUUAUUUAAGGUUACGUGAUCUCUCCGCUUUCGCAAGGUUUACGCACACUUACGUAUUCGCGCGAGUGCGGGGCCAAAAUCGCACACACUAGGAAGCAGUUACAUGAGGUUAUAUGCGACCAGCAGUAUGAGACGAGCAGUGUCCGCGAGCGUACCUACACGCCGAUUGCAACCAGCUGCCAGUGCCAUUCGAUUGUGUCAAGUGCACGACGUUUUUCAUGAAGAUUGCGUGCCUCCGAGAGCUGUGAUAAACGCACCCACGCGAACAUCGUGUCAGCCAGUACCCACCAGUUGAUUGGCCUGCAAUAAGGAAAUAUUGGAAAAUUUUCCAUCGUAAUAAUGGCAUUGAGACAGAAAGUGAUGGCCUUUUCCAGAGCCAUGGUGCCCCAGACGAUUUCGAAAUCUGCCUUGAAAGCAGCGAGGAGUGACCAAUCGGCCUUGAUUUUCGGUAGACUCCUGUCUACGACCAAUCCGCAGGCUCAGAAUAAAGAAGUCAGCGUGACGUUUAUCAGAGCCAGUGGAGAAAAAAUCGAAGCCAAAGGCAAAGUCGGAGAUAGUCUGCUAGACGUCAUUGUAAAUAACGAAAUCGACUUGGAUGGAUUUGGAGCUUGUGAAGGUACUUUAACUUGCAGUACGUGUCACUUAAUUUUUUCUAAAGAAGAUUAUGACAAAUUGCCUGAAAAACCUACAGAUGAAGAACUGGAUAUGCUUGACCUUGCUUAUGACCUGACAGAUACAUCUAGAUUAGGAUGCCAAAUAAUUUUGAGUGAAGAAUUGAAUGGAUUACAAGUGAGAGUUCCAGCUACAAUCAAUGACGCUAGAUCUUAACAUUUGAAUCGAUUCAAUUCAACUAGUAUUGAAUCAAUAUUUAGUUACAGAUGCAAGAAUUUUUAUAAUGCAAUCCAAGUGAUUUGUGAAUAAUCUGUAUGUAAGGUAUAUUCUUAAGAAAAGAAAAUUUCACAACUAUCACUUGGGUAGUAAAUAUUUGUACAUAUAUACAUACUAAAUUUGAAUGAUUACAUAGAAUUGAUAUUUUAUGUUAAGACAAUGUAUAAAGAUCAAUUACACUUUUUAAUUUUCACUCAAAUUUGAAGUUUUAACAUUGUUGAAAAUGAAAAGUGAAUAUUGUAGGAUUGUUGAACUGCUGAAAUGUCUAUGAAAUCAUGAAAAAGCUUUAUAAUAUUGAAAUAAGUUUUUAUUUGUGUCUUUGUCUUUACUUUGAACAUACACAGUGAUUUGAUUAUCUAUGAAUGUUGUUGUACAUAAAGUUAAAACACUUUUGUACUUUGUGAAUUAAAAGAUUCUGAUACAAAUCAGUUUGUAAUUAAAAUUAAGUGAAUUAUGAAAAUGAUUUUUUUAUUGAUGAAAAACUAAACUACUGACACAAGGAGGCAAUGACAGACAUAAUAAAUGUUUAUAAUUUAUACAAA